AUGCCCAAUACGAAACUGGGUAGAAGAGGCCGGUCUAAGACCAAGAAGCUAUGUCUAUCGUCAGAUCCGCAGACAACGACGUCAGAAUCGAGCAGUUCCAAAAACCACCCGCAGUCUUCUGGAACGCCUCGCGGUGCUUAUCAAUCGAAGUGGAUGGCAUCGGAUCACCAACUUAAUUCCACGCAAAUUCCAAUGCAGACUUCCAGUUCUUCUUCCCAUGCCCAAGUACAAACGCCAAAUAGAAUUACGCCAGGACGCAAAACUCCAGGGGAUGGUGUUACCAGCCGGAAAAAACUUAACAGAAUAAAGUCCCUUUCCAAGAUAGAGAUCAGAUCUCCGAUAGUGAGAAAGAAAACCUCGAGCUUCGGUAAGCAAACUGCACGCACAGCCGACAAUACUCCGUCACACACUCCUUUGCUUGGGCCAUUGGACUUGCACGAGGCAGAGUCACUCCGUACUAUUAAUACGAACCCAUCGCUUUCUUCGAGACUUAUGGGGAUUGUCCUCCCAGAAUCGUUCUACACGUUAAGAAAUUACUAUAACGAUUUCACUACCAUUGACUGGGUUCAGGCGUUCAUUGCCACCAACAGAUUCAAUUAUGAAGUUCUGCAAAGGAAUUGGAUAGUGGAUUACGACGACACAGAGUCAUUUUCCGAAGCCAGAGCUCCUCCAAUUAGACUGAAAAUCCCCUUCUACUAUAAGGCGUACUUAGUCUUGGGUAAAUGGGCGUUGAUUGUCAUUAUUGGAUUUUUAUUCUCGUUAAUUGCAUUUUUUAUAGAUAAGAUAGAAAUCCUCUUGGUCGGGUUCAAACAUGGCUAUUGUAAAAGUAAUUGGUUUGCCAGUCAAAUCUCAUGUUGCAUUUCCCCUGAUUUGAAAGACAAAUCUCUUAAGACUGUCUAUAUGAAUGUCUUUAGGAGUGGUGCAGUGGCCCACACUGGAAUGUCUGAUCCAAAUACGUGCUCAGAAUGGGUUACUUGGUCAGAAUUCUUCAAGAAUAAUACUUUACAUAAGGCAAUUCCUGUGGAUUUCUUGAUCUAUGUUGCGUUGACUAUAUUAUUGGCUUAUCUAGCCUGUGUUAUCACGUUGACCACAAGAAUAACUUCAUACCUCUCUGGAAUUACUUCUAAUGGAAACAUUGUUGGCUCUGAAACUAGAGGAGGGAAGCACACCUCAGAAUCUUCUUUCCACAGCAGCUCUAGUAGUGAUGAUACUUCUGAUCAUAAUGUUCAUGCUAGAGUGAUUUAUACAGCCAGUGGUUCUGGAGUUCCUGAAGUAAAGACCAUCUUAUCAGGGUUCUUCAUUCGUAGGUUCCUAGGUACUUACUCCCUUUUCGCCAAAACAAUCACUUUAAUUUUGGCAAUUGCAUCAGGAAUGGCUUUGGGGAAAGAGGGCCCCUAUGUCCAUUUAGCGACCUGUGUUGGUAACAUCAUGUCAAGAUUUUUCCCCUAUAUAAACAACAACGACCUUAUGAAGAAACAAAUUUUGUCAGCAAGUGCAUCUUCUGGUGUGGCGUUGGCAUUCGGAUCUCCAUUGGGUGGAGUCUUGUUCAUCUUAGAGGAAAUUAACAAUUAUCUCCCUUCACACCAAUUAUUCCUAGUAUUCUUCUGUGCCAUUAUAUCCACAUUAUUUUUGAAAUUCUUAAAUCCAUAUGGAACUGGCAAGACUGUUCUUUUCGAAUUGGAGUAUAAUUCUGAUUGGAAAUCAAUAGAGUUAGUAUUUUUCAUCUUAAUUGGAAUGUGUGGAGGUAUCUUUGGAGCUGCAUUUGUCAAGUUUAUUCAUUGGUGGACCAAAAAUUUCCGCUCUUUAAGUUUCAUAAAGGACAAACCAAUAUUUGAAGUCUGUUGCAUUUCUCUAUUGACGGGUGUAGUCACAUUUUGGAAUCCAUAUACUAAGCAAGCGGCUUCUGAGUUGGUUUUAGAUUUGGCUACUCCCUGUCCUAAAUUUGUGACAGGCACUUUAAAUCUGGCUUUAUGCCCUCAAACGGAAAGUAUGUACAUUCAUGAGCUAAAGUCUUUAAUGUUUGCUUUUAUUACUAAGAUUGUGUUAACUUUUGUUACCUUUGGACUAAAGUUGCCAUGUGGGAUAUACGUCCCAUCGAUGGUUAUUGGAUCUUUAUUUGGUAGAAUUGCUGGGAUGCUUCUUCACUUGAUGAACUACAAGGUUGAUUUGGGUAUUUAUUCUAUGAUUAGUGCAGGUGCAUUUAUGGCUGGAGUCACAAGAAUGAAUAUCACUUUGGUCACCAUUUUGUUCGAGUUGACCAGCUCAUAUACUUACGUGUUACCUAUUGCAAUUGCAAUUGCAGUUGCAAAUUGGAUGGGAAGUAUCCUAGAAACAAAUUCAUUAUACGAGUCUUUGCUUAUUCUGAAUGAUUAUCCUUUUAUGUCUUCUGAAACUGAACCAUUAGAUCCUAUGAUUACUGCUGGUGCUAUUAUCAAUGAAAGUGAUACUUAUAAACUGAUGGGUAAUCGUAUGAUCUUAGAUGAUGAUGACAAUAAUAGAAAUUUCAAAAAAUUAUGGAGUGAACCUGGAACAACGUCUAGUAUGAUGGAGAUGGCAAGAAGUCCGAUUAACUACAUUGAUCCUCUGUCUUCCGCGCGGACUCUCAAUAAACCAUCAAGCGGUGCAACAAGUCCAUUGUUAAACGCUGGAAUGGUGAACUACAAUGAGUACUCCCCAUUAGAUGAUCUCAACAAUAACAAUGAUAACAGAAAGUUGUAUAUUGACGUCACCAACUCUCCAUAUGUUUCUGCUUCUAUCUUACAAUCAAAAUUGGUUUUGCUUGCAGAAAAGUCUCUUUUGGAUGGUUGUAUACCCUUGGUGAUGAACGACAUUUGCGUUGGACUAAUAUUUUUUGCCGAACUAGAGUAUUGCUUAGACAAAUUAGAAACAUUCGUUCAGCAGUACUCUAUUACCGAAGAAAUCUUCUGUAAAUUAUUACCAGAUGAAAAGUUCUACCAGACCAAUGUUCCGAAUGAAAACAUUCAAAUGGUCCUCAGACAUAACCAUUCAGUAGUGACUACUGCUAUACAAAAUCAUUUCGCAGUUGCUCCUAUGGACUAUUUUAGCUACAGAUCAACAGAAAAUCACCCAGAAGAAAAUUUCAAUAACGAUUUUAUUCAAUUAUUUUAUGAACUAAUAGAUCUAACUGACUCUAUUGACACCAAUCCUAUAUUCAUCAACCAAGACUCAGAGUUAACUUUAGCUCAUUUGAUAUUUGACAAAAUUGGUAAUAGAGUCAUUGUACUUCUAAAGGAUGGAAAGUACUAUGGAGUACUACAUAAGAAAGUUUUAAUAGAUUAUUGUCGACAAGAAGAGUCGUCAUGA
Dujonia railenensis is the source of this 3324-nucleotide messenger RNA. Lineage: Eukaryota; Fungi; Ascomycota; Pichiomycetes; Serinales; Debaryomycetaceae. The record is from the annotation of a GenBank genome assembly.